Kogia breviceps (pygmy sperm whale) is the source of this 4548-nucleotide messenger RNA. The record is from RefSeq and is a predicted model, not a curated record. NCBI's taxonomy places the organism in Eukaryota, Metazoa, Chordata, Mammalia, Artiodactyla, Physeteridae.
UUUAAGAGUCAGACAAUCACAGUUUACACGGGUCUUAGAGUCAGUUUGUUUGGGUUCUACGCCUAGCUCUGCUAUUAACUAGCCAUGCGACCUUUAACAAAUCACUUCACCUCUUAGCCUUAAUUUCCUCUUCAAGGUCCUACCUCCAGUAAACCUUGUGUUAGUCUACUAGAAAAAAGAACACAUGCUAUCUCCCACUGUGACCACUAGAUGGCUUAUUUGCUUUGCUUUGCUUUCCCCCCUCCCCUCUCCUUUCUUCUCUCUUACUUCCUUUCUCCCUUUCUUUCUUUCUCGUUAGUUUCUCUAACCAAAGACAUUAUUAUACCACCUAUCUGAAUAACCAUCUAUACUGGUGUGUGUCAUAUCACAUAAUUGUCAGGAUCCCAGAUAUCUGUCCCUGUUAAGAAGGAUCGUGAAGAUGAAAACUGUGAUGAGGACACAGCUCCACUAACUUAGGGAACCUAGAACUUGUCCAGAGAAGCCAGCCCCUCUGGGGCAACGGUUUGCAAAUCUCGACUUGCUGGCAGUUCCACUCAUUUUCCAUCAGCCUCCCUGAUCUACUUUGUGCUGGGAGCAGGGCAAGAGCCAACAAAGGGGAAGAGACGACAAGGAUCUGCAGAGCGCGGGGGUGUGGUCCGGGGAAGGAGGAGGUCUGGGAUGGAUCAUGGGCAUGGGUGCCCGGGAGCGGCCCGGGGGGCGGGAGGCGGUGCCGAGCUCACAUUGGCCCAGCGGGCGCCCCUCCUCGCGGGGCCGGCCUAGCGCCCAGUGAAAGUGAUAUCGCCCUGGGGCCGUGAGCUGAGGCGACCUUGGCGACUGAGGAAACAUGGCUGAGUUUACGCGGCUGCAGAACUGCCUGGCGCUGAUCCGCCUACGAAACCCGCCUGUCAACGCGCUCAGUGAGACUGUUCUCCGUGGAAUAAAAGAGGGUCUGCAGAAAGCUCUAACAGACCAUACAGUAAAAGCCAUUGUGAUUUGUGGAGCAGAUGGCAUCUUCUCUGCAGGUGCUGAUAUCCGUGGCUUCAGUGCUGAUAUUACCUUUGACUUGACACUGGGAAGUGUAGUAGAUGAAGUACAGAGAAACAAGAAGCCUGUGGUGGCAGCUAUCCAAAGGGUGGCUUUAGGAGGGGGACUGGAGCUGGCCCUGGGCUGUCACUAUAGGAUUGCCCAUGCAGAGGCUCAAGUUGGCUUCCCAGAAGUCACACUAGGAAUCCUUCCUGGUGCAAGAGGAACCCAGCUUCUCCCCAGACUUAUUGGAGUUCCUGCUGCACUUGACUUAAUUACCUCAGGAAGACAUAUUUCAGCAAAUGAAGCUCUUAAGCUGGGUAUUCUAGAUAAAAUAGUGAACUCAGAUCUGGUUGAAGAAGCAAUCAAAUUUGCCCAGAGAGUUUCAGAUCAAUCUCUAGAAUCCCGUAGAAUCUACAACAAGCCAAUCCAGAGCUUGUCCAACAUGGACGCCAUUUUCAGUGAAGCCCUUCUGAAGAUGCGGAAGCAGCACCCUGGGUGCCUUUCUCAGGAGACUUCCGUCCGUGCAGUCCAGGCCGCUGUCCAGUAUCCCUAUGAGGUGGGCAUCAAGAAGGAAGAGGAGCUGUAUGUGUACCUUCAGAGAUCAGGGCAGGCUAGAGCCCUGCAAUAUUCUUUCUUGGCGGAGAGGACCACAAAUAAGUGGUCCACUCCCUCUGGAGCAUCCUGGAAAACAGCAUUGGCACGGCCCAUCUCUUCUGUUGGCAUUGUCGGCUUGGGAACAAUGGGCCGAGGCAUUGCCAUAUCUUUUGCAAUGGCCAAAAUCCCUGUGAUUGCUGUAGAAUCAGACAAGAAGCAGCUAGAGACUGCAAACAAGAUAAUAACCUCCAUCUUAGAAAAGGAAGUGUCCAAAAUGCAGCAGAGUGGCCACACUUGGUCAGGACCAAAACCCAGGUUAACUACAUCUAUGAAAGAGCUUAGUGGUGUAGAUUUAGUCAUUGAAGCAGUAUUUGAGGAAAGGAACCUGAAGAAACAGGUCUUUGCUCAACUGUCAGCCGUGUGCAAGCCAGAAGCAUUUUUGUGCACCAAUACUUCAGCCCUGGACAUUGAUGAGAUUGCUUCUUCCAGUGAUCGUCCUCACUUGGUCAUUGGCACCCACUUCUUCUCACCAGCUCACGUCAUGAAGUUGUUAGAGGUUAUUCCCGGCCGAUACUCUUCCCCCACUACCAUUGCCACUAUUAUGAAUUUAUCAAAAAAGAUUAAAAAAAUUGGAGUGGUUGUAGGCAAUUGUUUUGGAUUUGUUGGGAAUCGAAUGCUGAAGCCUUAUUAUAAUCAGACAUAUUUCUUAUUGGAAGAAGGCAGUAAACCAGAGGAGAUAGAUCAGGUGCUGGAAGAGUUUGGUUUCAAAAUGGGACCUUUUAGAGUGUCUGAUCUUGCUGGGUUGGAUGUAGGUUGGAAAUCCCGAAAAGGGCAAGGUCUUACUGGACCUACAUUGCCUCCAGGAACUCCUUCCCGAAAGCGAGGCAGCUGGAGAUAUUGCCCAAUUCCUGAUAUGCUCUGUGAAUCAGGACGAUUUGGCCAGAAGACAGGUGAGGGUUGGUACCUAUAUGAUAAGCCAUUGGGUAGGAUUCACAAACCUAACCCCUGGCUUUCCAAAUUUCUGACACAGUACAGAGAAACUUAUCACAUUGAACCACGUAUCAUUAGCCGGGAUGAGAUCCUCGAGCGCUGCUUAUAUUCACUCAUCAAUGAAGCAUUCUGCAUCUUGGGAGAAGGGAUGGCGGCUACCCCAGAGCACAUUGAUGUUGUCUAUUUACACGGGUAUGGAUGGCCAAGGCACAGGGGUGGGCCCAUGUUCUAUGCUUCCACAGUCGGGUUGCCCACAGUGGUAGAGAAGUUGCAGAAAUAUCACAGGCAGAAUCCUGAUAUUCCCCAACUGGAGCCUUGUGACUAUCUGAAAAAACUGGCUUCCCAGGGAAACCCUCCUCUGAAAGAGUGGCAAAGCUUGGCAGGACCCCCCAGCAGUAAAUUGUGAUUCAGCCUUUCAGGUUUUGCCUCACAUGCUGGCAUCAGGUAAUGCUCACUGAAUUUCAGUGAAGCUAAAUCCAAAGAUCCAAAGUAAGAUUGCUCUGAAAUGCAAAGCAAAAGAAGUAAUUGGCCAGCUAAAACUCUUCUUUGGGUCUUCUGUCUGAUAAAGAUUCUAAUGGGUCAGAUCCUUAAGAAUGUGCUUCCUAUGCCUGGGAUUCUUUCCCUAUCAGAUAAAUUAUUUCAAUAUCAGUAAAUAAACUUAUGUUAACACCAUAGUAACUAAGGAAAGAGCCUCAGGAAUAAGUUGAGGUUCCCAAGUUCUUUGAUCAUUGGAGGAAUAUGUCAUUAGUUAUUCACUGAUUAAAUAUAUAAAUUCAUUUUGAGCCCUUUCAACCUCACACACGUAGCACUGAUAGGAAAUCUUAUGGACCCUUCAUUCAACAGACACUCAUCAUGCACCCCUGAGCAUCUUGCACAGCACUUGACAGACCUAGAGUCCAGAGGGGCAUUAAUCCAGCAAGGAAGCCUAUGAUAAAUUUCACUUCAGAGUCUCAGACGUGGAGUGAAGAUGGUUGGCAGGGUAGAGUCAGCAGUGAGAGUCUCUAUGAGUGAACUUGGAAAGCUGCCCAGGGAGAGGCAGAGGCAGUAGCCAGAGGCAGAGUAUCAAUGGCAGAACAGUGUUGAAGUUUAGACAAAACACAGUUGGGAGUUGGUGAGGAAACCACAUACUUCAGACUAGAAUGGGGAGGUCAGGGUAGCUUGGCAAGUCAUGCUCAAUAUAACACUUCUGUCCAAGGCCCAUGUGCACAGUUGUCCUUGCUGCUUGCAAGGGGCUCAGUAACAUUUUAUGAUAAUUUCCUCAAGACCACCGGAUGUCCACAACCUGGUCUUUAUUUACUCUUCUAGUCAAACAGAAGUAAUGGAAAGUAGUUAAGUUGUUGACUUAGUGUAAGAAGAGAUCUCAGGGAUCUAACCUCCUCUAAUUCUGUGAUAAAGUCAUGAUGCAUUUCCCGGUCAUGGUAUGCCUUUGUGAUGUUGGGUAUGAAAUCUUAGCAAGUCUAAAAUUAUUGUAAAACAAAUUUUGUGUAAUUUUGUUAUAAGAACUCUUUUUCCUUUUUGCCUUGUAUGGUUAAAUGUUGAGGGGCUAGUCAACACAAAAACUCGUACACAAAUGUUUAUAGCAGAAUUAUUCAUAAUAGCCCCACAUUGGAAACAACCCAAAUGUCCAUCAACUAAUGAAUGAAUAAAUAAAAUGUAGAAUGGCCAUACAAUAGGAUAUUAUUUAGUCAUAGAAAGAAAUGAAGUGCUAAUACAUGCUACAACAUGAUGAACCUUGAAAAUAGUAUGCUAAGUGAAAAAAUAGGCAAAUCUAUUGAGAUAGAAAGCAGAUUACAGCUUGCCUAAGGCUGGAAUGAUUGGGGGUGGGGAAUAGGGAGUGGUUGCUAUUGGGUACAAGGUUUCUUUCUGGGUUGAUGAAAAUGUUCUGAAAUUAUUGUGGUGAUGGUUGCAUAACUCUGUAAAUCUGCUAAAAACCAUUGACUUGUAUAACUUAAAUGUGUG